UGAAGAAAUGAAGAUGACAGUUUCUCGACUUGAGCAUCAGAUCAAGGACCUGAGGGGCGCCAAGCAAGGUCUUGAGGAAGAUGCAAAGAGUCUGAGAAUUGUGCUGCUAGGGAAGACAGGCCAGGGGAAGAGUGCCAGUGGAAACAGCAUUCUGGGAAAAGACGUCUUUAAGGAAGAUUUUUCAUUUCAGUCUGUGACAUUUGUUUGCCAGAAGAGGACUGGUAUUAUCAAUGGAAGGAGAAUAACUGUCAUUGACACCCCAGGAGUGUUUGAUACAGAAACUGACAAAGAGGAGACCCAGAAGGAGAUUGUAAAGUGCAUUGGCAUGGCAGCUCCUGGGCCCCAUGUGUUCCUCCUGGUGAAACAACUAGGACGGUUUACAGAAGAGGAGAGAAAUGCUGUGGAAAUGAUCCAGAAGAUGUUUGGUGAUCAGUCUAGAAUGUACACGAUUGUGUUGUUUACUCAUGGAGAUAAACUCAGGGGAAGGCCACUUGAUCUUCGGAAUAUAGGAAGUGAAGUGAAUAGUCUUCUUCGUGCAUGUGGAAUGAGAUACCAUGUCAUUGAUAAUAACAAUAAAAACAAUAGGAGUCAGGUCAAUGAACUUCUGAGUAAAAUAGAUAACUUGGUGGAAGUGAAUGGUGGUAGGUAUUACACCAAUGAGAUGUUCCAGGAAGUGGAAGAGGCCCUCAAACAGGAGCAGGAGAGAAUACUUCUGGAGAAGAAGGAGGAGAUUGAGAAGCAGAAACAGGAACUACAGACCAAACAUCAAGCUGAGAUGGAUACGCUGAAAAAUGAGAUGGAGGAGGAGAAAAGAAGACAAGAUGAUGACAAGAAAAAGAGAGAGGAAGAUUUUAGGACUAAGGAGAGCAACAUGAAAGAAACCAUGGAGAAAAUGGAGCAGGAAGACAGACGCAAAGCCAAGGAAAUGGAAGACGAAUAUAAGCGCAAGAGGCAGGAGAAUGAAGAAUGGAUAAAGAAACGAACUAAAGAAAUACACAGGGAAAGAGAUGAAUGGGAGAGGAAAGCUAAAAAUGAACAGAAGAGGAGAGAUGAAGAGGAAGAGCAGAGGAAAGUUAGAGAGAUGGACGAAGAGAAAAGCAGGCAAAAUAGUGAGAGAUUGCAAUUCAACCACAGAGUGGAAAACAUGUUACGAGAAUUUGAAGAGGACAACCUGAAGAAGAGGCUUGAAUAUGAAGAGAGAGUGGAAAAGGAGAGGGAAAAACAGAAAAAGCUUGAGGAAAACAUAAAACAUGCAGAAGAAAGUAAAGUUAAGGAGCUGGAGGAACAGAAAAGUAAGCACGAAGAUGAGUGUCAAAGAAAUCGUCAUGAAGAAGAGAAAAGAAUGAAGAGAUACGAGAAGGAAAAGCUGGAGGAGAAGCAGAAGCGAGAUGCUGAGGAGAAACAGAGGAAAAUACUAGAGGAACAGGAGAGAGAGAAAAUUUCAAGGCCAUAA
This is a messenger RNA of Engraulis encrasicolus (European anchovy), 1453 nucleotides long. RefSeq names its product GTPase IMAP family member 4-like. The transcript is spliced from 4 exons. Bases 8 to 1453 code for a protein of 481 amino acids. Gene Ontology annotation, molecular function: GTP binding. Lineage: Eukaryota; Metazoa; Chordata; Actinopteri; Clupeiformes; Engraulidae. The record is from RefSeq and is a predicted model, not a curated record.